This is a messenger RNA of Gasterosteus aculeatus aculeatus (three-spined stickleback), 9754 nucleotides long. It is a transcript of the gene setd2, whose product is annotated as SET domain containing 2, histone lysine methyltransferase. Gene Ontology annotation, biological process: regulation of DNA-templated transcription. The record is from RefSeq and is a predicted model, not a curated record. Gene Ontology annotation, cellular component: nucleus; chromosome. NCBI's taxonomy places the organism in Eukaryota, Metazoa, Chordata, Actinopteri, Perciformes, Gasterosteidae. Gene Ontology annotation, molecular function: histone H3K36 methyltransferase activity; protein binding.
CUCCAACCGACGAUCAUUUCCGACAGCUCCGUAUGGAUUGGACGUCGGCACACAUCGGUAGUUGAUGCUUCUCAAAAGAUCGAUUACCCGGGAUUUCGAGGAUGGGGGAUCCGUGUGACCUUAAACACUUCGUAAAGUGUGGCGUCACUUUGGAGGGCUCAUUUCUCUGAUUUGGAUUAUUCUUGACCAGCAGCCUCUUCAGGCCUACUAAUCCUAGACGAGUUUCUCAAUGGACACUCUGCUCAAAUCAGAGAUCAGAGAUGAGGGGAGUGGUGCCUCGGUGACGGUGGAGGGCCUAUCCAAGGCAGCUCUGAUCAAAAGCCUGUCUCCCAGAGUCAUGCUAUCUAACCAUCUCUUGCCUAAAGGGACCAAGAUGAAGGUCGAUUUGGAAGAUCGGGAUCGUCAGAAAGUGUCCUUUAGCUUCGCACCGACCAAGAAGCCCCUGCAGAGCCCAUUCUUUAUCCCCGACAAGUCUACCAUUGACCCUAACGCUGCCUCGUCACAGUCAACCUCAGACAGAGAAGAGCCGAAUACAGACAUCAAAACGGAGCAAAACCAGACACCAAUGGCGCCAAUAAUAGCAGAGACGCCUUCUCAAACACCAGUCUGCUCAGACACCUCACUGAAAACAGACUUGGCUAAAAUGCAUUUUAAGAAGCAAAUCCUCAGUGUCUCUAUGACUGAGGAGAAACCGACAUUGGUUGUGCAAGAAGAACCUCUCCCUCUUCCAUUAGAGAUUCAGCAGAAACCAACAAGUCUGACUGAAUUCCCAGUACCCCAACCUCAGAAUAUCGUCAGUGUCUGCCCCUCUGAAAAAUAUCCCAUCGAAGCCCCUGAGGCGAGGGUAACUCCAGGCCUCAAUAAGCCACCUGUUUCCUCAGGAAAGGAUGGAGAGAGUUCCAGCAGUGCUGAGCAGGAUAGCAAGGUAGAUAAUAGGAAAACCAGGUCCCGAUCUGGCUCAGAAUCUGAUGGAGAACUAAUGUCUUCUAGUCGUAAAUCAAUUGAAUCUAAAAGCAAAAUAAACUCUGACUGCAGAAGCAAAGAAGUGAAAAAGUCUUCCUCUGGAUCACAUUUGGAGGGAAAGGAAAAAGGUUCCUCUAAGCGGUCGGAGAAUCAUGAAAGGUCCUCUAGUUACUCCAAAUCAGACCGUGAUUCCAGACACGCAUCCUCACGUUCUUCUCGGUCGGACAAGGAUCGCAGACGGUCCAGGUCUAGAUCACGUUCUAGAUCAAGAGGCUCACGAACGAGUUCAUCUCACUCCAGAUCAGAGAGAUCACGAUGCGACAGAAGAUCCCGCUCCGAAAGGUCGUACUAUCACGAUUCUGAUAGAAGAUCUCAUCGGAGUUCCCCACGCAGAGAGCGAAGGCGCUCUCGCUCUCGCACAGACAGAGCUCGAGACAGCUCUGACUCCGAGGAUGACCAAAGGAAGACAAGGACCAGGACAAGCAAUUCCAGUAGAUUGUCCACCAAUUCAAGCUCACAUAAAGAGUCGAAAUCAUCUUCCUACUCAAAAUCGGAGAAAUUAUCUAAAUCGGUGGAUUCUCCUCACUCUUCGGAGUUGGAUAAAAGAACACAACAGUCAAAGCCAGAAAGGACUUCGAAGCGACUUUCGGAUUCUGAUUCACAGCGCAAGUGCUCUCCUGAUCUGGACCCCAGUUACCGUAAAUCUAGCACCCGUUACAAGGCAGAGACCAGCAGCAAAUCCUCUUCUUCCAGCGCGCAUACCCACUCUCAAACACACGAGAAACGGCAAAAAAACAGCCCCAGUGAUACCGAGGCAGAUCACAAGGGGAAAUUCCAGGUCUCUGACAAAGGCUGUGGGUCGGAGGAGAACUGUAAAAACUCACUGAAGAAAACCGGCGAGCCAGACUCCGAGGAGACGAUCUCUUCUAGAUUGCAGAAAACUGACGCGAUACAUGAUAGACAAUCAAAUGACACAUUUCACUGCCCUGCUGAAGCACCGCCAUGUACAAACGCCACAGAAUCGGGUUCUAUGUGUGAAAAGGCUAAAUCUGUGUCCCAACAAGUUGAACCUGAGCAUUGUAAUAAGGAUUUUAAGGAGAUUGUCUCAUGCACUGAUAGGAGUUUGCGAGAGUUGUCACCCGUGAGAUCAAAAGAAACUAAAUCGGAUCACGAAUUUGAGACCUCCGCUUUACCUUUAAGUGAAAGCCUAAAGCAUGCAAAUGAAGCCCUGGAAAACGUGACCAAUGUGAAGUAUGGCCUCUCUUCUAAUAUUCAACCAGAUGUGAACUCAAAUGCAGCUGUCAUAAAUCAUUGCAUUAAUAAUUAUAGUAGUAUAACAUUCACCCAGGACAAGAAGGUUGACUCUUUGCUCAGGCCCAAAUAUUUAAUUGACACAGCUGAAAUACCUGUCACCCUCGAUGUUCAGCAGACCACGAGCCCCGAGAUCGUUAAAGUCGACAAGCCGCCCGGGACUAGUUUACCACCCGUAUUUGAUUCACCGUGCAUUGAAUCUGAGGGUGAGUUGACACUUGAACAGCAAAAUUUGAUUACUGUUAAGAAUAACAGCAGAACCACCAAAAAGUCCCGAUGGGAUAUCGUCGGGCAGGACACCCCAGAGAGUGAUAAUUCACUAAGGACCCUUUGUGCAGAGAGUAAGCCUAGUGCGACAAAAGUCAUCUCUGUCAAGAAAAUAGAGUUUUCUAAAGACAAUAUCCAUAAUGACGUUAUGGAUUCUAUUCAGCCAGAAGAUGAAACACGUUCCAUCUUGGUUGAGCAGGAAGUUGGCUCAGACAGCAAAUCCAUGACCGAUAAACACAAAGACCAAAGUCAGCCUUCACAAGCGAGCACCAGCAUCGACCACUGUGACUUAAAACCGGGUGUUUCUCAAAAAUCAAACACAGGUGAGCCUCUCCACCUCAACGAAAAAUCACAGGCCGGCAACGCCAUGAAGACGCAGAGUUGGAACGGUGACCAUCACGAAGACCGGUCCAAGGACGGCUCCCAAAACAAAUUGGGUAAGCGAGCGUUACUUAAUCAGCAUGCGUUGGGAGAGCAGAGUGAGGUCAGUGACAGUGACAACUCUGAGUACGACUCUGAUUGCGGCGAGGCUAUAAAACGAUUGCACUCGGUGGUGGUGGUGCCAAAGAAUUCUUCCCUAACAAUGGAUUCACACGACAGAGGAGCCUUUUCAUGCGGCCUAAUGAGUAGUUCGGCACAGCGGGACGUGAAUACCAAUGAAAUCCCAAACCAAGGAACACAACCAAUGCAGGAGAGUGCUUCUGCAUUCGCAGGGAAUAGUGCUCUGAAUGCCGGUGUAGACGAACUAUCCCCUAGCAGCAUGUUGUGUCAAUCCCAGAGUAAUAUGAUUGAUAGCACCAGUCAUUUAGAGAGUUCCAGGUCCGUCAGUGCGCAGCCUUACGCGGCUGCUCUUAUUGGCGCCCAUAGCAGUGCCACCGAUCCCGCCCACAGCCUCGAUAGCUCUGGGCUGUGCCAGCAAGGGCACCAGCCGCAUAACGUAAGCAGCAGAGGGGAAAGGACGUACUCCCAUUACCAACAUGAGAAUUGCUCAAAUGCUGACAAUAUCGGUGACAGGAAUGGACUCAACCUGGGUUGGGAUUUUUCGCAAUCCGAGCAGCCCAGUAGUACGUACCAGCAGCCUGAUAGCAGCCAUGGGCCUCAGAUGGCAACCACUAAACUGACCGAAAGCUCUCUUAAGGAACAGGAGCACAGGCUGAGUAAUGCCACGUGGAACCACCAACCCUCCAACACACAGACUAGCAGACCACCCUACCUCCAUGUUCAUGGGAAUUAUCAGGAUCCUGCAGGUGAAAUUCAUCCUGACUCUCUAACUAAUGACCACGACGACUACAGUGGGAACAAACCAUCGGACCUCAGUAAAACCGCCGUUGAAGGCAGUCUUCCUCCUGGGUCGUCGAGCUUCGUACAAGGGCACGAAAUCAGCAGCAAUAGCAGGGGCUCCGUCGUACCGGACCCCCCCAGGGAAGAGCAUUUCAGACCGCACCGAGGUCGGGGCCCGCCCAAGAAAAGGCGGCCGGAGAUCGAAUCGGAUUCGGACAACGAGGCGGAAGCUGGGCCGGCGGGCAAAAGGGAGCGGCAGGGAGAUGCCGACACCCCCAAGGCAAUUCACGUCAAAGCCGAGGUGCAGCGUCCAACGCUCAGUCUGCGAGACUUCCGAGAUAGCAGUAGAUGGAAAGACUUUGCCAGGUCUAAGAAGAUGCCGCCUUACUUUGACUUGAUUGAGGAAAACAUGUAUCUGACUGAGAGAAAGAAGAGCAAAUCUCACCGAGAUAUCAAGAGAAUGCAAUGUGAAUGCCCGGUGCUGCCGAGAGAGGAGCGUUCAAGGGGAGUAUUGGCGUGCGGGGAGGACUGUUUAAACCGGCUGCUGAUGAUUGAGUGCUCCUCACGGUGCCUGAAUGGAGCCUACUGCUCCAACCGACGCUUUCAGAUGAGACAGCAUGCAGACUUCGAGGUCAUCCUGACAGAAGACAAGGGCUGGGGUCUACGAGCAGCCCGAGACUUGGCUCCAAACACCUUUGUCCUGGAAUACUGUGGGGAAGUAUUGGAUCACAAGGAGUUCAAAACACGGGUGAAAGAAUAUGCUCGCAACAAGAACAUCCACUACUACUUCAUGUCGCUGAAGAAUAAUGAGAUCAUUGACGCAACGCUGAAGGGUAAUUGCUCCCGGUUUAUGAACCAUAGCUGCGAGCCCAACUGUGAGACCCAGAAGUGGACUGUCAAUGGUCAGCUUAGAGUCGGGUUCUUCACCUCCAAGGGGGUUCCUGCCGGAAGCGAACUGACGUUUGAUUACCAGUUCCAGAGAUAUGGCAAAGAAGCACAGAAAUGCUUCUGUGGAGCCCCCAGCUGCCGAGGCUUCCUGGGUGGGGAGAACAGAGUCAGUGUUCGGGCAGCUGGAGGGAAGAUGAAGAAAGACCGCAGUCGAAAGAAUGUUCUCACCACGGUUGAUGAGGAACUGGAGGCGCUAUCGGAGAACGGAGAAGGCCUGUAUGAUGAGAAGCAGGUGGUGGCUCUCUGCAGGCUAAUGGUCCGAGUGGAAACCAUGGAGCAAAAGCUCAUCUGCUUCAAGCUCAUACAAGAUACUCAAAAUCCAUCAUGCCUAAAGCAGUUCCUGGACCAUCAUGGAUUGUCUUUGCUGUGGAUCUUCAUGGUGGAGCUUUCCGAAGCUAAAGGCAACAGUGCCAAUAACGUCAAACUGCAGUUAGAGAUUAUGAAGACCUUGGCUGUGCUGCCUAUCCCUACUAAGAACAUGCUGGAGGAGAGCCGAGUCCUCAGCUUCAUCCAGCGAUGGGCUCAGACGAAGACUCUCCCCCACCCUGCUGAGAUGGAUGGCUACUCCAGUGAGAACACCUCCCGCGCUCAAACCCCGCUCAACACUCCUGAUGGGUCCUCCACCAAACAGGGACCAGAGUUGGAUGGGGACGCCUCAAAACCUGCCGUGUACCGCCGCCUUAAAAUAAUCAGUGAAAACAGUCUGGAUAGCGCGCUCUCUGACGCUAGCAAAGCGUCCGACGGGAAGGAAGAAGAGGACGACGACGAGGACGACGACGAGGAAGAAGAUAAAUCCUCAAAUUCGGGACUUCCGGACGGCAAACGGUUGAAGGAGGAGCCUGUCGGCGAAGCUGCCGAUCCAACCAAAGGAACGAUGGAGGAAUCUGUGAAAGAGGAGAGUCCGAUCGACGGGCAGAAAGAGGAGGAGCCAGGGAUGAGUUUACGCAGCCAACAACAACCCCAAGUUGAGGAGGUACAAGAAAAAACUGAGCUGGAUUUGGAGAAGGAGAUUGAGAUUAAAGCGGACACGAGUGAAGGUCAAUCGGGUGAACUUGAGGGACCAAAAGAGCCCAGUGAAGAUCAGGAGUGUGGGGAGGAGCAGACCCCUCAGCCAGUGACAGAAAAGGUCGAACUGGAAGGAGACAAACCUACUGCUGAAGUUCUUGACUCAGAGAAUCAGUCUAUCCAAACAGAUGUUGCUGCUCUUCCCCCUGAAGAACCUUCCGAAAAUAAGGAGCCCCAAGUAGAGACACAAGAAGCCGAGAAACCUCCUCCCUGCAGUGAGGAGCAACCUGGGGAAUCUACCACCGAUGCAGCCCCAUGCUCCGAGACCACCGAGGCCAGUGUGCCCUGCGAGGUCAUUGCGACCGCCGGGGACCCAUCUGUGAUCGGAACUCCUUCGCAGGACGAGGAGGAAGGUGUCUCCGAUGUGGAGAGUGAGAGGAGUCAGGAGCCCCCCCUCAGUGCGCUGGACAUUGGUGGCAUGGCUGCCAGGCUUCUGGACAGCUGGAAGGAUCUGAAGGAGGUGUACCGAAUACCAAAGAAGAGUCAGGUGGAGAAGGAAGCUACUGAUCGCAGCCGAGAUCGAGACGCAGCUUUGACGCCGCGCACGGCUUCUGGUAGCCGAGAACGCGAAAGGGAGCGAGAUAAGGAGAGGGAACGUGACAGAGACCGAGAUUAUGACAGGGAUCGAGACAGGGAUCGAGACAGGGAUCGUGACCGGGAUCGCGACUGGGACAGGGACAGAGACAGAGACAGAGAGCGGGACAGAGAGCGGGAUCGCGAUCGAGACCGCGACAGAGUCUCUGACAAAACGCCACAGCGUAGCGCCGAGAGACGGAGGAGACGCUCGGGUUCGCCGCCCCCGUCCUACGAGAGGAGCAGCCGCCGCACUGAAGAACGGUUUGACACAUCGAACAGCAGCAAGACACGGGGCAAAGAGCGCAACAAACUUUCCACGGAGGAGCGCAGAAAGCUGUUUGAGCAGGAGGUUGCACAGAGGGAAGCCCUGAAACAACAACAGCUUCAGCAGCAGCAGCAAGAGCUGCUGCAGCAGCAGCAACAACUGCAGCAACAACAACAACAACAACAGCAGCUCCAGCUUCAGACGAUGGUUUAUGACCCAGCUCUGGCUUAUGUAUCCAGCGCUGGCUUCAUCACGUACCCCCCUGGGUAUCCCAUCCAGACCUUUGUGGACCCCACCAACCCCAAUGCAGGCAAAGUGCUGCUUCCUACCCCUGCGGUUGAGCCCGCGCUGAGCUACGAAGAGACACCACCUCAGCGUCUCGUCUCCGACCUGCCGCUGUCCUCUCCAUCCUCCACCUCUCAGGCCACCCCCGUCCCCGCUCUCCCUCAGCACAUCGCCACCACCGAGCUCGCCGCCAGCAACCCGCCGCAGUACACCCAGCCAGCCGUAGCAACUCAGGACGCGGGCGUAGCAGUCCUCUCCGCGCCCCCGCAGGUGGCCCCUCAGGUACAGAGCCAGCAGAGCUACACCACCCUCUGGGACCCCGCCACCCAGCAGGCGGUGACUGUGCAGACGCAGCCCGCACAGCAGUACGCCGCGGCGCCGGCACCGCCUCAGGCGCAGACAGCUAUCUAUUACCAGGGUCAGCCCUGCCAAACCAUCUACAGCAUCCCCGCUGCCUACCCACAAGCCAACGCUCCCGUCAUACAGGCGUACACUGAACCCACAGCGAGCUACCUGCACGGCCAGCCCGUGUAUCCUGGCCAUCAGCAGGGCGUGGUGGUGCAGCAGGGAGGCACGGUCACCACCAUCGUCACAUCCCAAACAGUCCAACAGGAAAUGAUUGUACCCAACAAUGUGAUAGACCUGCCUCCCCCCUCCCCUCCCAAACCCAAAACCAUCGUCCUACCUCCCAAUUGGAAAGUGGCCCGUGAUCCUGAGGGCAAGAUCUACUACUACCACAUUGCCACGAGGCAAACGCAGUGGGACCCUCCGACCUGGGACUCCUGCAGUGACAACACUAGCGUGGACCAUGAAUCUGAGAUGGACCUGGGAACCCCCACCUAUGAUGAGAAUCCUUCCAAGUUUUCCACCAAGACGGCUGAAGCCGACACUUCCAGUGAGCUGGCUAAAAAGAGUAAAGAGACAUUUCGCAAAGAGAUGUCCCAGUUCAUAGUGCAAUGUCUAAAUCCUUUUCGGAAACCAGACUGCAAACUUGGACGCAUCAGCAACACGGAAGACUUCAAACACCUGGCGAGGAAGCUAACUCACGGAGUUAUGAACAAGGAGUUGAAAGCAUGCAAUAAUCCAGAGGACCUCGAGUGUAACGAGAACGUGAAGCACAAGACCAAGGAGUACAUCAAGAAGUACAUGCAGCGGUUCGGCACCGUGUACAGGCCCAAGGAGGAUACGGAGGUGUACUAGCCUCAGGAACCCCUGAUGCUACACGCGUCCCACUCGGACACAGGAGAAGCACAGAUUUGCCUUUCCAUUCACUCCUUUUACGUAUAUGUGCUGGCCCCGAACCUGAGCCAUGAAGUAGUUUCUUACGCAUAUUUUUGACUACAAAUUGCACUGCUGCAGGAAGAAGCUCUCCAUGCCGCGCAGAUCACGAAGGAGCCACGUUCUCGACACAGACGGAGACUCGGAGCUCCGGGUGCAGUGAUCUUAUAGGACGACACUGCCGGGUGCUAAGGAGACUAAUGUUUUCACUAACUGUUUGAUUUUAAGCUUCUUCUGUUUGUUUGUUUUGUUUUGUUUUUCAGUUGUGGUUCUUAAAUGUUCCCGAGAUGAUCACCUCAAUUCCACUUUUUAAACUCUUCUAGCCCUGAACGAGUUAUUACUCAAUGGAAUCAGCUUUGGUAUCAUAUUUAUCCGAGUCUCUUUGUUACUCUUCACUGUCACAAAAUGGAUCAAUGACAGAACGGUCCAGUGUUUUUUUGUUUUUUUUCCCCACUCUUCCUUUUUCAUGUGCACGCUUCAACCCCCCGCCCCCGACGACACUGACUCUGAAUCUGGUGCUGCUUUUAACUGGGCUGUGGAGAUCCAAGCUUCCGCUCCUCAAACCCUGCCUUCUUAACCACAAGACUUGGGAGCCUCUGUUGUUUCAUGGAUGCACGACGCCGGCUGAGGUUUGAGUGGUAUCUUCAUGGAAAUCCUGUCAUUCUUCACGUCUUCUGCUUCGUGUAAUAUGUCCACCCUGCGAUGAGCUUUUACUCACAACACACUUAGGGAUCAGCCAAUAACCAGAAGGUUUGCACGGCGAUGAGUACGUCUUUUAUGAAGUAAUGUAUUAUAACGGGUGCAGGGUUUCAAUGCCAUGUUUGAUGUGCUAUUUUUUUUGUCCAGUCCAGCCCAAUCACCAAUGUCAUUUUGGUCUGACCGGUCUCCUCUUCUUCGAAGAGUAUUGCUGAAAAUGAUAGUUCUAGCAUUGCCGUUUUAACAGUUCUAAACAUGUGUUGUGGUUUUUUUUAUCACAGUUAGUCACUUAGGCCGGCCUUGCUCCACGAACUCCCUCAGUUGACUUCCAGGAUUUUUACAGUUUUCAACAUAGAUUCAUGAGCAUCUGUUGUCAGCUUGUUGAAAUGCAUUAAACUAAUUUUCGACAUAUGUAUAUUGCUUUAUAUGUGAAUAUAAUGAAUAAUAGUUUUUGGGGAAUGUUUAAACAACAGACACUUUGUAAGAGGACUAUCAUUUCAUCGAAAGUGUAAAUAUUGUGUAAAAUUUACAAAAGCUGUAUGCUGGGAGUCGAGUCGGGAGCGCAGGCGGCCCACUGGUCCUCAGCAGCUCAGCCCUCCUGAUGCAGUUCCCCCAUCGCGACCCCACCGACCCACAGACCCCUAUUUUAUUUCAGUGGUGGGAAAUGUUUUCAAGUGUUUCCUUUUUUUUUUUUGUUCUAGUUAUUUUUCUAUGUACAAAAUAAGUUUCACCCUACUCGACUGUAAGUAUCGUGUAAGCACAUUGUCAUACCGAGUGUACAAACAUUUUAAAAAGAUAAUAAAACAUUUUGUAAAAUGA